AUGAUUCAUGUUUCAUUUUUCUCACCAGACGGCAGCACACUCUCAGGAUUUUCUGUGUACGUAUCUGAAACAGAAGACUGGAGGACAGGAACUCUCUGUCAUCAACAUGACAUACGACAAAUACCACAAAAUAACAUCAAUAUUGACUGUGUCACUUCCGGGCGCUACGUCACUGUUUACAAUACAAGGAAUAGAACGAUAUACCCAAAUGUAUCCGAAUUUUCAUAUAUUAAUAUAUGUGAAAUCGAAGUUAAAGGAUGUGACCUGGGAUUUUUCGGAGAAAAUUGCACGAGAUGUCCUCAGAACUGUUUAAAUAACACAUGCCACUUUCAGAUAGGAGAAUGUUUUGAGUGUAAGGAUGGAUACAGAGGACAGUAUUGUCAAACAGAAUGUGACCAAGGUUUCUAUGGACGACAAUGUAGUAUGACAUGCAGUGAUUCCUGCUUGGGAAGACUUUGUGAUCCUACAACAGGUCGGUGUAAUAGCUGUAUUGAUGGCAGAUCAGGAUUUUUCU
Molecule: messenger RNA, 514 nt
Organism: Saccostrea cuccullata (small rock oyster)
Lineage: Eukaryota; Metazoa; Mollusca; Bivalvia; Ostreida; Ostreidae
Product: multiple epidermal growth factor-like domains protein 10
Exons: 3
Molecular function (GO): scavenger receptor activity
Source: RefSeq, a predicted model, not a curated record